Molecule: messenger RNA, 1263 nt
Organism: Kazachstania africana CBS 2517
Lineage: Eukaryota; Fungi; Ascomycota; Saccharomycetes; Saccharomycetales; Saccharomycetaceae
Gene: ARP6
Product: Arp6p
Exons: 1
Coding region: 1-1263 (420 amino acids)
Cellular component (GO): Swr1 complex
Molecular function (GO): nucleosome binding
Source: RefSeq, a predicted model, not a curated record
AUGGAGGAGACUCCUGUUGUGAUUGAUAACGGGUCGUACAGAGUCAAGUUUGGUCCAGCUAGUUUGGAAGCGCCGUACUGCGCAUUGAAUGCCAUUGCAAACGACAAAUACGAUGCAUCCUACUUAUCGAACCAAAUAAAGAGUAUCAAGGAUAUAUCCUCGGUGUCGAUAAAGAGACCACAUACCUUGGGCCAGCUGACAUCGUGGGAGAUGCAAACUCUCAUUUGGGAUUAUUGUCUUUAUAAUCCCGACGAAUUUAAUGGGUUUAAUAUUGGAGACACUAAGAGUAAACAUUUAAUUACAAGCGAAACGUGCAUGACUCUACCUGAACUCGGUAAAAACAUGGAUCAAGUCAUCUUUGAAGAAUAUGAGUUUGGAAGUUUGAUGAAGUCCCCCGUUGCUGGAUACAUGCCAUUUUUGAGAAACACUAAGGAUCAAAUUAUAAUUGGUGAAAGGGAUACAGAGCCAUUUGUUGAAACGCCGUCGACUGAAGAGUACAGAGAUUUCCAGCUGGUAGUAGAUUCUGGUUUCAAUUGUACUUGGAUAAUUCCAGUCAUUAAGGGGAUCCCAUAUUACAAAGCAGUAAAAAAGCUAGACAUAGGUGGUCGAUUUCUCAAUGGACUAUUGAAAGAAACGUUAUCAUUUAGACAUUAUAACGUUAUGGAUGAAACUAUUUUAGUCAACAAUAUAAAGGAAAAAUGUCUCUUCGUGAGUCCCGCAUCAUAUUUCGACAGUUUCAAGAACAAAGAUAUAACAUCAAGAGAAUAUGUACUACCAGACUUUCAAACUAGCUUCCUCGGGUACGUACGGCCUUCAAAUGAACAAGGCAAACCAUUGCCAGAGGAUUCACAGAGUAUCACUCUAAAGGAUGAACUUUUUGCCGUUCCAGAAACGUUUUUCCACCCUGAGAUUUCCCAAAUACUAAAACCUGGUCUGGUGGAGACCAUCUUAGAAAGCUUGUCGAUGAUCCCAGAGGUGAUUAGGCCACUAAUGGUAUCGAAUAUAAUGUGUAUCGGGGGAAAUUUCAAUCUACCUCAUUUCGCUUCGAGAGUAGCCAAAGAAUUACAAAGACAACUACCGACGGACUGGAAAUGUAGAAUAACCAUUUCAAAGGGGAACUCCGAACUCUCAGGAUGGAAAGCAAUGUCAUCCUUUGCAAGUACAGAUAUAUACAAGGCUACGAGGGUGACCAGAGAAGAAUACUACGAGCAUGGUAUUGAUUGGUGCACGAAGCAUAGAUUUGGAUAUCAAAAUUGGGUAUGA